AUGCUGGGGACUCUGGGCCUUUGGGUACUCCUCCCCAUAGCUGUGCAAGCACCCCCAAGCAGGCGGACCUGUGUGUUCUUUGAGGCCCCUGGAGUGCGGGGAAGCACAAAGACACUGGGGAAGCUGCUAGAUGCAGGACCAGGGCCCCCCAGGGUUAUCCGCUGCCUCUACAGCCGCUGCUGUUUUGGGAUCUGGAACCUGACCCAACACCAGGCACAGGUGGAGAUGCAAGGAUGCCGAGACAGUGAUGAGCCAGACUGUGAGGCCUCCCACUGUGAGCUGAGCCCCCGAGCCCACCCUGGCCCCAGGUCCACUCUCUUCACCUGCUCCUGUGGCACUGACUUCUGCAAUGCCAAUUACAGCCAUCUGCCUCCUCCAGGGAGCCCUGGGACUCCUGGCUCCCAGGGUCCCCAAGCUGUCCCAGGCGAGUCCAUCUGGAUGGUGCUGGUGCUGCUGGGGCUAUUCCUCCUCCUCCUGCUGCUGCUGGGCAGCAUCAUCUUGGCCCUGCUACGGCGAAAGGCCUGCAGAGUCCAAGGUGGCCCAGAGCCAGAGCCAGAGCCAGAGCCAGGCUCAGGCAGGGACUGGAGUGCUGAGCUGCCCGAGCUGCCUGAGCUGCCCGAGCUGUGUUUCUCCCAGGUAAUCUGGGAAGGAGGUCACACAGUGGUGUGGGCUGGGCAGCUGCAAGGCAAGCUGGUAGCCAUCAAGGCCUUCUCCCUGAGGGCCGUGGCCCAGUUCCAAGCUGAGAGAGCACUAUAUGAACUGCCAAGCCUACAGCACGACCACAUUGUCCGCUUUAUCACCGCCAGCAGAGGGGGCCCUGGGCCCUUGCCCUGUGGGCCCCUGCUGGUACUGGAGCUGCACCCAAAGGGCUCCCUGUGCCACUACUUGACCCAGCACACCAGUGACUGGGGAAGUUCCAUGCGGAUGGCGCUGUCCCUGGCGCGGGGCCUGGCAUUUCUCCAUGAGGAGCGCUGGCAGGAUGGCCAAUACAAACCAGGUAUCGCCCACCGAGAUCUGAGCAGCCAGAAUGUGCUCAUUCGGGAGGAUGGGUCGUGUGCCAUUGGAGACCUGGGCCUUGCCUUGGUGCUCCCUGGCCUCACCCAGCCUCCCACCUGGGCCCCAACUCAACCCCGAGGCCCAGCUGCCAUCAUGGAGGCUGGCACCCAGAGGUACAUGGCACCAGAGCUCUUGGACAAGACUCUGGACCUACAAGACUGGGGCACGGCCCUCCGGCAAGCCGAUGUUUACUCUCUGGCUCUGCUCCUAUGGGAGAUCUUGAGCCGCUGCCCAGAUUUGUGGCCUGACAGCAGACCACCACCCUUCCAACUGGCCUAUGAGGCAGAACUGGGCAGCACCCCUACCACCUGUGAGCUGUGGACCUUGGCCGUGGAGGAGAGAAGGCGCCCCUACAUCCCAUCCACCUGGCACUGCUUCACCACAGACCCUGGUGGCCUGAGAGAGCUGCUAGAGGACUGUUGGGAUGCAGACCCAGAAGCACGGCUGACAGCUGAGUGUGUACAACAGCGCCUGGCUGCCCUGGCCCGUCCUCAGGAGGCCUGCCCCUUCCCAGAGAGCUGCACCCACGACUGCCCACCUCUCUGCCCAGAAGACUGCCUCUUACCUCCUCCCCACUGCCAUUCCCCCUUGUAG
This is a messenger RNA of Puma concolor (puma), 1650 nucleotides long. It is a transcript of the gene AMHR2, whose product is annotated as anti-Mullerian hormone receptor type 2. Lineage: Eukaryota; Metazoa; Chordata; Mammalia; Carnivora; Felidae. Gene Ontology annotation, molecular function: ATP binding; transforming growth factor beta receptor activity. Gene Ontology annotation, cellular component: plasma membrane; signaling receptor complex. The record is from RefSeq and is a predicted model, not a curated record. Gene Ontology annotation, biological process: cellular response to growth factor stimulus; protein phosphorylation; BMP signaling pathway.